Funneliformis caledonium is the source of this 207-nucleotide messenger RNA. NCBI's taxonomy places the organism in Eukaryota, Fungi, Glomeromycota, Glomeromycetes, Glomerales, Glomeraceae. The record is from the annotation of a GenBank genome assembly.
AUGGCGAUUGCUACUCUAGCUCUAAAGUUAGCAGAAUUGGAAAAACUAACAGUCCAAAAACCAGUGAGAGCGCCACUACCUCCACUACCUCCACUAACCUUGCUACCUCCACAAGCUCUAUUAUCACUAAUAAAAGGAGAGCAACCCUGUCCAUUUUUUUUCAUUCAAGAGAGUGGUAAAAUCCUAAGAAGCUUCGAUUUUCUCUGA